UAUUUUAAUCACCGAUACGAGCUGAGAAGUUCACCGAACUAGUUGCACGUAAAUUUCCCAUUACUUCGUUCAAAAACAUGGCCUAGUUAUUCACAGAAAUCCCUUUAGUUCGGGUAACCGAACUGAUCAACAAACUAAAGGGGAGAUUGGGCCGUGACCCACCACGCACGCUUACUGAGGAUUGGUGGGUGCUAACGGCUGCAAAUGCAGCCUGGACCAACAGCUUAACGUACCUUUAGUAGCACGGAGGAGCUUGAGAUUAUAAGAUUUUGGUCACCCAUCCAAUGACGGAGAAUUGCGAAAGUUGCUUAACUUCCGCGAUCGUAGGCCAAACGCGCUAACCACCCGCGCCAUCGAGCUAAUUCUAUGUGAAAUAAUAAGGCGUAUGCUGUUCCCGCCGACAAUGUACAAAUGCUCGUAUUCAUCACGACAUACAAACUUCCACCCCACCGGGAUUCCAACCGGGUCUGAGUGGGCGAAGGUGUCGCCAAUUUAUCGGUCGUCAAUUUAUUGUAAAAUCCGUUAGUAUAAUUAAACUAACACUAAUUAUUACUCGUGCGUAUGCGUAUGAUUACAUCAUUCUACUACAAUACGAGCGUAAAUGAAUAGCGGUGUCAAAAUAUAUUCGAUCAUAAUAGGUAGGUACCAUUGAGAGUAACACAUCUUUUACACAAUCGGGAAUUGUCUUACCUAUUAUUAUGAAGAGUUAUUUACAAACAAUCCAUGUACCUAUAUAGUACAUUUUUCUUUUGGAUGUAGGUUUCAAUCAGUCUUUUCGCGACAAGGCGAUAGAGAUGGAAGUGUUAUAUCUGUUAACGUUGAUUAUUGUUGUUUCGGCGGAACUCGUGCAGGACCUUGCUCACGUCGAGGCUUUCAUUAAAGAAAAGAGAUAUGUGCUAAAGAAGAAGUUUCGUCCGUUAUACCACAUAUCGUCGCCGGUCGGCUGGCUGAACAGCCCGAGUGGAUUCACGUACUUCAGGCAUCGCUUUCAUGUGUUUUAUCAAUAUCAUCCGUACAAUGGAGCCUGGGGAUCCAUACAGUGGGGCCAGGCCAUCAGCGAGAACCUCGUCGACUGGGUCCACUACCCGCCUGCCCUGUUGCCUAAAGAUCACUACGAUAAACAUGGCUGUUUAGCGGGCUCCGCUACUAUACACAAUAAUUAUCUAACUUUGUUCUACACUGGUCAUGUUUUAGCGUAUAAUAAAACCAUUCAUACGCAAAAUAUUGCGAUCAGCAGUGAUGGACUAAUUUUUCAAAAGUAUAUUUACAACCCUGUUGUGAGACAAGCCCCACCGGGCGUGAAUGAAUUCAGAAAUCCGAAAAUUUGGCGAUUCCGGGCCCACUGGUACAUGCUGGUCGGGACCUCAUCGGAGAAUCAUGAAGGUCAACUGGCACUGUAUACUUCUCCUGACAUGUUUCAUUGGAAAUUCAACAGCACCGUUGCACAAUCUUAUGGCGACAUAGGACAUACCUGGGAGAACCCUGAUUUUUUUGAGCUGGAAAACCAGCAUGUAUUGAUUCUCUCUGUGCAAGGGAUUCAAGGUGACAGUUACAGAUUCAAGAAUUUAUAUCAAACGGGAUACGUAGUAGGAAAUUUCAAUUAUCAAACUUUAAGUUUUGAAAAUCUAGAGGUAUCGCUCGAUACAUUCGCGGAGCUUGAUUUUGGACAUGAUUUCUACGCUGCUCAAACUAUGAAUGCUUUGGAUGGAAGAAGGUUACUGAUAGCUUGGCUGGGAAUGUGGGACAGCGAAUUCGUGGAAGCAAGAGACGGCUGGGCGAGCUUACUCACCAUAGUAAGAGAGCUGAGGCUCACUUCUCAUGGUCGCCUUUUAAUGACGCCAGUGAGAGAAAUGGAAGAGCUACGAACCGAAAUCCUAGAGAAUGCAUGGUACAGUCCGGGAGAAACAUUUCACGCUGGAGCAAAAGCGUUCGAAUUGGUUGUGAAUGCGAGUUGCAGCUUUUAUGAUGCCGCCUUGAUUUUCGAGUGGAGUGGUGAACGACAGUAUUCUAUUUAUUAUGUAUCUGACCGAGGUCGUGUGAGUGUAGACCGAGGAGGCGCAGACGGAGUCCGGCAUGCUGACUGGGCUCCAGCGGGGCAGCUUAAAUGGCGAAUCUUUAUAGAUGCAAGUUCUAUAGAAGUGUUUUGUGGUGACGGAGAAGUGGUCUUUUCCAGCAGGAUUUACCCAAAGAAAGGUAUUCGCAUCAGAGUCGGUGGUGAAAUGCAACUCCACGUGACCCAGUACAAGUUGAGGCGGAGUGUGAAUUACGAUGAGAAGCUACGGCAGUAUCUAAAAAAUAACUUUGCGAAUAAGAUUAAGCUUUAUUAAAAAUUGCAUUUGUUCAAUUGCUUGCUAUUUUGUUCAAAGUUGUAUAGUUUUAAGUUGGACAUGUGGUCGUGCUCGUGACCUACUAUCGGGUGUUUAGACAAAGCAAAAUUUUCCUAUGAACCUUUGUAAAUUAUACCUGUGAACCUGAAUUCCAACUUACAGGUCCUAGUCAGUAGUUCCGGGUUUUCUGUUAUUCUAACUACCUUUUUUUAAUUUCUGUAAACCUACUUAUUUUAUACAGACAAAUUUAAAGAGAAAUAUAAUAAUACCAAGUAG
Messenger RNA from Chilo suppressalis (striped riceborer), 2603 nucleotides. The record is from the annotation of a GenBank genome assembly. Lineage: Eukaryota; Metazoa; Arthropoda; Insecta; Lepidoptera; Crambidae.